This is a messenger RNA of Suillus fuscotomentosus, 1173 nucleotides long. RefSeq names its product glycoside hydrolase superfamily. Bases 1 to 1173 code for a protein of 390 amino acids. Gene Ontology annotation, molecular function: beta-glucosidase activity. Gene Ontology annotation, biological process: carbohydrate metabolic process. The record is from RefSeq and is a predicted model, not a curated record. The transcript has 8 exons. NCBI's taxonomy places the organism in Eukaryota, Fungi, Basidiomycota, Agaricomycetes, Boletales, Suillaceae.
AUGCAGAGGAUCCUAGACCGUCUUUCAAAGGACUCUGCUCAGCCGCAACGCAAAGACGACUGGUUAAGAGCAGCUGCAAUAGAGGACAUCUCAGAGCAACGCGCGGCCUGGAUGGCAGAUGUCCUUGUAGCUGCUGUAUCACCCCAAUACCCAGACAAACUCGUAUCAAGCGCGAGAUUGGCCAUCUUUGCCAUGAUGAGCACCGACCGCCAAAGACUGGUGGGAAGCAGAGUUCCGAUGCUGUUCCAGCUGCUUCGUCAAAUAGCGCUGAUCCUGCAAGGUGCAUUUGACACCAUGCAACCCGGCCCAUCGAACACCUUUACCACGAUGUCCCUUUUCACGUCCAUCUGUCAUUACAGAGGCAGCGACCUCAGGCUGAACAAAGCAGCGAACCAGUUUGUGUUGUUAACUUUUCAAAUUCCUAGUGCACUCGCCCGGAUAAUUCAGUGUGCGCUGGUGAUUCAAGAGGUUCCACCAUUUCGCGAACGUAUGCCUCACCACCCUGCUUCUGAUUUCAUGACCUCUGCAGAAAUUGCUAAUAAACUACCGAAGGACUUCAUAUGGGGAUUCGCUACUGCGAGUUUCCAGAUCGAAGGAUCUGCUAAUGUCGAUGGACGCGGGAAGUCAAUCUGUGACGACUUCUCCAAGCAACCUGGAAAGACAAUGGACGGCCGAGACGGAGAUGUGGCCACUGAUUCAUACAGGCUCUGGAAGGAGGAAAUUGCACUGCUUGCUCAGUAUGGCGUCAAGUCCUGCCGAUUUUCCUUAUCUUGGUCUCGUAUCAUCCUCCUCGGUGGCCGCAACGACCCCGUUAAUCCUAAGGGUAUAGCCUUGUACUCCAAUUUCAUCAAUGCACUGCUGGAACAUCACAUAAUCCCAUUUGUUGUUACUCUAUACCACUGGGACCUUCCCCAGGCCCUGCAUGGCAGAUAUGGCGGGUGGUCAAACAAGGACCAGAUAGUUCAGGACUAUGUCCGCUAUGCUAAGGCGAGUUGUCCUAUCACCGAAGGCGACUCCUCCACCGAACCGUGGAUAGUCGGCCACAGCGUCAUUUUAUCGCACGCAUAUGCAAUCAAGCUUUAUCGCGAGGAGUUCAAGGCCGUGCAGGGUGGCCAGAUCGGAAUCACGCUCAAUGGUGACUGGGCCAUGCCAUACAAUGAUAGCCCACACUGA